GCCGACAUUUGUGACCCUGCCUCUUCCAGGGGGAUUACCUGGCGUGGUUAAGCGUUUGGCGUCAUCUGGAAAAUAGGGCUCAAGCCAAUCAGCGGGAACUUUGCUGUUCUGGACGGCCGUUCAUUGGUUGAUAACGCAAAGCCUGUUUUGUUGUCCGUAUUGGCUGUUGUCGCUGUCAGUCAGGGCCAUGGGUCGAACCUUACCCCACUCUUUGUCUGUGCAAGCUCUUGUUGUCUGGAGAGUGGCGGAGGCGCUGCUGUAGAUUGGUCACAGGGAGAAGCCUGUGAGCUUUCCUAUUGGCCCAUCUGUCGGAGGGUGAUGUGGAUUGGUAGGACGGAACAACCUGGGUGCUAGUUGGCAGAGCUCUCGCUGGAUGGAAGGUCCGGUCGCGGAGUGAUGGUGGAGGCAGCGGAGAUGGGCCGGGCAGGGACCAUGGCGGUGGCGGCAGAGGUGGCAGGGGCGGGGUGGCUGGCGGUAGAGGAGACUGUGGCCUUCAGGGGGCUGUAGGCGGAGGCAUGGCUCGGGCCAGCGGCGGGAACGGCAGCGAGGAGGACUGGGGGGCACUUCGGGUGCCGCAACAGCAGCUUCGAGAGCUGUGCCCAGGAGUGAACAACCAGCCUUACCUCUGUGAGAGUGGUCACUGCUGCGGGGAGACUGGCUGCUGCACCUACUACUAUGAGCUCUGGUGGUUCUGGCUGCUCUGGACUGUCCUCAUUCUCUUUAGCUGCUGUUGCGCCUUCCGCCAUCGACGAGCUAAACUCCGGCUGCAGCAACAGCAGCGGCAGCGUGAGAUCAACUUGUUGGCCUACCACGGGGCAUGCCAUGGGGCUGGCCCUGUCCCUCCCGGUUCACUGCUUGAUCUUCGCCUCCUCAGCACCUUCAAACCCCCAGCCUAUGAGGAUGUGGUUCACCGCCCAGGCACACCGCCGCCUCCUUACACUGCAGCCUCAGGCUGCCCCUCGACUGCUUCCAGUGAAUGCACCUGCUGCUCCUCUGCUUCUAGCUGCCCUGCCCACCAAGAGGGAACAAAUGUGGAAGAUGUUUCCUCCCACCAGAGUGACCCUCCUCAUCAGGAGGGUGAGCCUGGGGCAGGGGUGAGCCCUGCCCCCACACCACCCUUCUGCCGCUAUCGCCGCCUGACUGGGGACUCAGGUAUUGAGCUCUGCCCUUGUCCUGACUCCAGUGAGGGGGAGCCAGUCAAGGAGGCUAGGGCUAGUGCCACCCCACCAGAUGUGGAGGACCAGUCCCCUGUGCACGGCCCCUAAAUCCUGUACCCCAGGUCUCUCCUGUGGGGCUGGCUUCCAAUGAAGGGGACAUCCCAUAAGCAAUUUGGGGAGGGUGGGUGGCUUACUUGCCCACCAGAAACAGCCCUGCUCCCAACUCCCUGAGUUCUCCUCGGCCUCUCCCUGCCCUCCUAGAAUCGGUCUGAAAGGGCUGGAGUCCUGAGAAGGGCUGUGUUUGGGGGACUGUGCUAGCUCUAUCUGCUAAGACAUACACAGGAGCCUUUGAUCUCAUUAAAGAGAUGUGAACCA
Molecule: messenger RNA, 1532 nt
Organism: Eubalaena glacialis (North Atlantic right whale)
Lineage: Eukaryota; Metazoa; Chordata; Mammalia; Artiodactyla; Balaenidae
Gene: WBP1
Product: WW domain binding protein 1
Exons: 4
Coding region: 516-1265 (249 amino acids)
Molecular function (GO): WW domain binding
Source: RefSeq, a predicted model, not a curated record